GCCGCGGCUUCUCCUCCAAACUCAUUCUAUGUCUCGCUCUAUCUAACUCAAGUUUCUCUUCCUUCUUCAAACAUUUUCUCUUCCUCUUCCUCUUCUCAGUUUGUCAGUCCUUUGCUCUUAUUCAUCGUUUUGUGCAUCAAUAUCUUUUUGGUCGACGUUAGAUCUGUAUGUUGCUCUUGUGUUGUAGUGUAGAGCGUUUUGCUCUGUCGAUGUUGUUCAACUUUCUGUACCCUUUUUAGCUUCUUUGGUGUACUUGUUGUACCCAUAGAUAUCUUUUAAUAAAUUUUUUCUGUUUCUCAAAAAUACACCAGACAUAGUUUGGAUCUAUCAAUAUUUUUGAGUUUCUUUUGUUUUUGAACAUCUGACAUAGUUCUGAAUCUAUCAAUUUUAUGGAUCUAUUUAAGAUUUAUUUGUACUCUUAAAUCUGAUACAAACCACCCUUCCAUUCGUCGAAUUUGAUGAAUCGAAUCUGCCGUAACCGAACCCUCUAAACGGAUGGGAAUGGUUAGUAAUACUUCAACCAACGAUUUACUCGGUUUGGGAUUUUGAGCUCGAUUCUGAUUGGACCGACUGAUGUCCACCAGUACCCAGAAAGACAAAAAGCUAAAAACCAAACUAAACCCAGGAAGGAAAAUCUUGUUCUUUUCCCUAUUUAUAAGUUCUAAGAAAUUAUGUAUAGCAGUACCUCCUGGCUUCAUUUAGAUCCCAUAUUUUUACCCUAUUUCAUCACCCAAUUCAUUUACUAAAAAACUAAAAUAUAUCCCUCUCAGAUCCACAAUUUUCAUCUUCAUAGAGCAAAGAACAGCAUGAGUGAAGCGAAGGGAAGAGUUACAUACUCUGACAGAGAGCAGAAUAUACACUGAUUGCAAAGAGAAAAUGAAGCUAAAAUUGAUGAAUAAUAUUCAGAGAAACAACUAAUUUAACUCACAACAACUCAUUGAACUCAUCUCAAAAUGAAAGGACAUAAAUAUUGUAAAAGCAACCCUUUUUUCCGCAAAAAGAGUCCAACACUCCACCUCCUGUUUCACCGGUUUACACUGCACGAGGUCGCUCAUUUUCUGCUCAUAAAGCCAAACCAGGAACAAAAUAUUGAAGUUGGAUCAAAUGUAUAAAUCAAAAGCAUUUGGAUUCAUAAUUUUUCUGCUCCUAUUAUGUGUAUCUGCAACUUCUGAUGGAUUUCCUAAAUGCAACUGUGAUGAUGACACAAGCUGGUGGACUAUUGAGAAGAUUCUAGAAUGUCAGAAAGUCGGCGAUUUCCUAAUCGCGGUCGCGUAUUUUUCAAUUCCUGUUGAGCUAAUUUAUUUCAUCAGUUGCUCAAAUUUUCCAUUCAAAUGGGUACUUUUUCAGUUCAUAGCUUUUAUUGUACUUUGUGGAAUGACACAUUUGUUCAAUAGUUGGACUUAUGGACCCCAUACUUUUCAAAUCAUGGUGACACUUACUGUCUUGAAAGUCCUCACUGCUAUGGUUUCGUGUGCAACUGCGAUAACACUCGUCACUUUGAUCCCUUUACUGUUAAAAGUGAAGGUUAGAGAGUUGUUGUUGAAGCGGAAGACGAGGGAGCUUGGUAUUGAGUAUGGUAUGAUAAUGAAACAGAAUGAAGCUGGAAUGCAUGUAAGAAUGCUUACUCAAGAGAUUCGUAAAUCGCUCGAUAGACAUAAGAUUUUGUAUACGACAUUGGUUGAAUUGUCGAAAACUUUAGGGUUGCAAAACUGUGCUGUAUGGAUGCCUAAUGUUGAGAAAACCACGAUGAACCUCACUCAUGAAUUGAAUGGGAGGAAUGUUAAUUCUUCUAUAGUGAUUACAAAUCCGGAUGUUGUGAGAGUUAAGGCUGAUAAUGUAGUUAACAUAAUUGAUUCUGACUCGGAGCUUUCUUCUGCGAGUAGUGGAGUUUCUGUUGAUGCAGGACCUGUUGCUGCGAUUCGAAUGCCAAUGCUUCGGGUUUGUGACUUCAAAGGUGGAACGCCGGAGCUAACGCAGGCGUGUUAUGCGAUACUUGUAUUGGUACUUCCUAGUGAGGAGGCUAGAUCUUGGAGCAAUCAAGAAUUGGAGAUAAUUAAAGUUGUUGCUGAUCAGGUGGCCGUUGCUCUUUCUCAUGCUGCGAUUCUCGAAGAAUCGCAACUUAUAAAAGAGAAAUUGGAGGAGCAAAACCGAGCAUUGCAACUGGAGAAAAUGAAUGCUAUGCUGGCGAGUGAGGCUAGAGCGGUUUUUCAGAAAGUCAUGAGCAAUGGAAUGGGACGGCCAAUGCAUUCAGUUAUGGGUUUGCUCUCAAUGAUGCAAGAUGAGAAUUUGAAGAAUGAACAGAAACUUAUUGUGGAUUCAAUGGUAAGGACAAGCGGCGUCUUAUCAAACUUAAUGAACGAUGCUAUGGACAAUUCGGAGAGAGAUGGUGGAAGUGGAAGAUUUCCUUUGGAGAUGAAAUCUUUUGGUUUACAUAAUAUGUUAAAAGAAGCAACUUGCAUUGCAAAGUGUAUGAGUUUAUGUAAAGGUUUAGGUUUUAAGGUUGAGGUUGAUAAGUCUUUGCCUAACCAUGUUAUCGGCGACGAAAAGAGGGUUUUUCAAGUGAUUUUGCAUAUGGUUGGGAACCUAAUAGACGGUAAUCAUGGUGGAGGGAUUCUCGUGUUUCGAGUGUUUGCGGAAUCUGGAAGCCGAGGAAGGACUGAACAUGGAUAUGCAACUUGGAGACCAAGCUCGUCUAGCGGUGAUGUGCAUAUUAGAUUUGAUGUAAGAAUAAAUAGCAGUGAUUCGGAGUUGGAGACCUCAGUUUCUUCAGGCCAACUUGCAGGUAAGAUGCGUAUGAGUGAUCCCACGUUCGAGGAAAGGAUGAGCUUCAGCAUUUGCAAGAAGAUAAUCCGGUCAAUGCAAGGUAACAUAUGUUCAGUACCAAAUGCUAGAGGCUUUCCACAAGUCAUGACCCUUGCUCUUCGGUUUCAAUUACGCCAUUCUGUCGCGGUAAGCAUACCCGAACCAGGGGAGAUUUCAGAGCCGUCAAAUUCAAAUUCAUUGUUCAGAGGUCUGCAAGUUUUGUUGGCCGACAAUGACGAUGUUAAUAGAGCAGUGACACAAAAGUUUCUUCGCAAACUAGGUUGUUCUGUUACAUCUGUUUCUUCCGGAUUCGAAUGUCUUAGUCUUGUUGGACAUGCUGGUGCAUCUCCCUUUGAAGUUGUGCUUUUGGACCUUCACCUGCCUGAUUUAGAUGGAUUUGAAUUUACUGCGAGGAUCCGGAAGUUUAAAAGCCGCAACUGGCCUAUCGUCAUUGCUUUGACAGCAAGCUCUGAAGAAGAUUUGUGGGAAAAAUGUAUGCAUAUUGGAUUUAAUGGAGUUAUUCGAAAGCCGGUUUUGUUAGAAGGAUUCGCAGCCGAACUCCGAAGAAUCUUGAAGGGAAAUUUGGCCCUAUUAGGAUCUUCAAGUUAUUAAUUUUCAGUCACAUUCUAGAUAGGUAGUUUAUAAGAUGGUAUACAAUGCAAUCUUUAGAUUACAUUUUAUAGCAAUAUUUCAGAUUAUAGAUUUUACACACAACUUUCAUAUAUAUGAAUGUAAAAUGGUAUACAAAUUAAUUCCUUUCUUUCAAAGUGUUUGUUUCUU
Messenger RNA from Trifolium pratense (red clover), 3582 nucleotides. Its product is annotated as ethylene receptor 2-like. NCBI's taxonomy places the organism in Eukaryota, Viridiplantae, Streptophyta, Magnoliopsida, Fabales, Fabaceae. The transcript has 4 exons. Bases 1105 to 3414 code for a protein of 769 amino acids. The record is from RefSeq and is a predicted model, not a curated record. Gene Ontology annotation, cellular component: endoplasmic reticulum; endoplasmic reticulum membrane. Gene Ontology annotation, biological process: phosphorelay signal transduction system; response to ethylene. Gene Ontology annotation, molecular function: ethylene receptor activity; ethylene binding; protein kinase activity.